UUUUUGCCAUAACUAACUUGCAACUAACAGCCUGUCUUUUAGUAGUUUAAAUAAACACACCCAAAAAAUUAUUUUUAAAUUUUUUUGCACAAUCAAAUAGAAGUAACGACAAUAUUUUCACCUAAAAUUGCUGCUUGCUGUAAAUAGCAUAGUACCGACCUGUUAACAAAGAACCAGCCUCUUUAACAGGCAAAGACGGAAACAGAGACAUAAACAAUUUUGACAUUUUAGCUAAAAUGGACAAUGAGGAAAGCAACUUGCACGAAGUUUGCCGCGUGUGUGCCAACAAAAUAAAGGACAAGAAGCGCCAGCGGCAUAUCUUUAAUUAUUUGCGGGGCAAGUUACUGCAAAAUCUGAAGCUCAUUACUGGAGUCGAGCUGUCGAUGAACGAAGGCUUGCCCAAAUUUAUUUGCGAUCGAUGCUACUCCGAACUUGAUUUGGCCAUCAAGUUUCGCGAGCGCUGUAUCUUUUCGCAAAAGUAUCUGGAGGAAAUGCUAACAAAGGUCCGCAAAGAAUUUGUAGUAAACACAGCCGAACGGGAGCUAUACGAGGACUUGAUCGAUGAGGAACAGCUGGAGUACAUUGAUGAGGAUGUGCAGUUUUUAGAAGAUAACGAUGUUGGAAAUCUGUUUGAGGAAAUGAGUGCAGAGAUUACUGAGGAUGAAGUUGCAGAAACUGGACAUGUAGAAGAGAACGCGAAUGAGGAUCAGUCGAGAAGCGAGAAACGGCAUUGGGUACUGUUGGAAGACAAACGGCCCGCUAAGCGAUUACGGCAUUUUUUUAUAUGUGAAGAAUGUGGAGAAUAUUUUAAGAAUGAGUACGAUUACAAUGAGCACAAAGAGGGGCAUUUGGAAAACAAAGAAUCAAAGAAAUUCUUUCCCUGUUACAAAUGCCCGGCGACCUUCAAAACCAGGAUCGCGUUGAAACUCCAUCGACGGGAAGAACAUUCCGGAGAGCGCAAUUUCAAGUGUGCAACUUGCGGCGAAACAUUUCUAGAACACAACGCCAAACAGCGCCAUGAGAAAGCACACAUCAAUGAGAGACCAUACCCUUGUCUAGAAUGCGAUAAGAUUUUUACUAGCGUAUCCGAGCUACGGGCGCAUUCCACUAGCCAUGCAAUGCGGAAAUUUAGGUGCGAGCCUUGUAACAUGGACUUCACAAUGCGCAAACAUCUCGUAGCGCACUCAAAUACAUAUCCACAUAAACGCACUGUCCAGCAAAUGCAGGAUGAAAUUGAUAUGCUAUAUGGGGAGACAGAGGAGGAAACGGAGAUUAUUUAGUUUAUAUUUCCAGUAUUUAAAUAAGUAUAAUUUGUAAUUACAAAUAUGCUUGUUAAAGUAAGUCAGUAACAGAAGAUUUGUUUAACAUAACGUUAACAAGAGAGAGCUUUCGGCAAGGCGCCUGCGCCUGGGAGGCCGCUUUUCAACAACAUAA
Molecule: messenger RNA, 1434 nt
Organism: Drosophila montana
Lineage: Eukaryota; Metazoa; Arthropoda; Insecta; Diptera; Drosophilidae
Product: zinc finger protein 436
Exons: 4
Coding region: 237-1280 (347 amino acids)
Biological process (GO): regulation of transcription by RNA polymerase II
Cellular component (GO): nucleus
Molecular function (GO): zinc ion binding; DNA-binding transcription factor activity, RNA polymerase II-specific
Source: RefSeq, a predicted model, not a curated record